Molecule: messenger RNA, 2225 nt
Organism: Syzygium oleosum
Lineage: Eukaryota; Viridiplantae; Streptophyta; Magnoliopsida; Myrtales; Myrtaceae
Product: putative 3,4-dihydroxy-2-butanone kinase
Exons: 20
Coding region: 169-1953 (594 amino acids)
Biological process (GO): glycerol catabolic process
Cellular component (GO): cytosol
Molecular function (GO): glycerone kinase activity; ATP binding
Source: RefSeq, a predicted model, not a curated record
AACCACUCUCUAAAUUCCCUCCUCCUCCUUUCUCUCUCUCUCUCUCUCUCUCUCUCUCGCUUUCGCUUUCUGUCGCUGCUCGAGCUCGCGUAGCGCAGGUGCUCCUGUUGCCUGCCUCCCUACCUCCCUACCUACUGUGCUAGGGUUUAACCAUCGCGGCCUCCUCCCAUGGCGUUCCAGGGGAAGAAGCUCAUCAACGAUCCCAACAACGUGGUGACCGAGUACAUCGAAGGACUCGUCGAAACUUAUCCUGGAUUGCAGUAUCUCGACGGGUUUCCCGAGGUGAAGGUUGUGCUGCGAGCUGAUGUGUCGAGCGAAACGCAUGAUAAAGUCGCUGUGAUCUCUGGAGGUGGAAGCGGGCAUGAACCUGCACAAGCUGGUUAUGUUGGGGAAGGGAUGCUUACAGCAGCCAUAUGCGGAGAUGUUUUUGCAUCUCCUCCUGCUGAUUCAAUUCUAGCUGGCAUCCGAGCCGUAACUGGUCCCAUGGGAUGCCUUCUUAUUGUCACGAAUUACACUGGUGAUCGUUUAAACUUCGGUUUGGCUGCUGAGCAAGCUAAAGCUGAAGGUUAUAAAGUGGAGACUGUGAUUGUUGGAGAUGAUUGUGCUUUACCUCCUCGGCGAGGCAUAAUAGGACGGAGAGGUUUGGUUGGGACGAUCCUUGUGAAUAAGGUUGCUGGAGCAGCCGCCGCCGCUGGUCUGUCUCUUGCUGAUGUUGCUGCAGAAGCUAAACGUGCAUCUGAAGUGAUUGGAACAAUGGGCGUUGCAUUAUCAGUUUGCACACUUCCAGGUUUGGUUACAUCAGAUCGUUUGGGCCCAGAAAAGAUCGAACUUGGUCUGGGGAUUCAUGGAGAACCGGGCGCUGCUGUGGCUGACCUUCAGCCAGUGGAUGUUAUAAUUUCUCAUGUCCUUCAGCAGAUAUUAUCUACGGAAACUGGCUAUGUUCCUAUCACACGAGGUAAUAGAGUGGUACUCAUGGUCAAUGGGUUAGGUGCUACCCCUGUGAUGGAGUUAAUGAUUGCUGCGGGAAAAGCAGUUCCUAAGCUGCAGCUGGAACAUGGAUUGGCUGUUGAUAGAGUUUAUACGGGAUCUUUUAUGACUUCUCUUGAUAUGGCAGGUUUCUCCAUCACAAUCAUGAAAUCUGAUGAAUCAAUUCUUCAACGUCUGGAUGCUGCUACUAAGGCUCCCUAUUGGCCUGUUGCUGUUGAUGGCAAUCGCCCUCCUGCAAAAAUUCCUAUCCCGAUGCCAUUGUCUCGUUCGGCAAAGAGUGAUGAGUCAUUGCGUCGGCCGCUAAAGUUAACUCAGCAAGGCUAUCUUCUUGAAAUGGCUGUGGAAUCAGCAUCAAAUGCAAUUAUUGGGUUGACCGACGAUUUGAAUGAUUGGGAUGCCAAAGUAGGCGAUGGUGACUGUGGAUCAACUAUGUAUAAAGGCGCAACAGCUAUCCUGGAUGAUAUGAAAAAGCAUUUUCCACUAAAUGAUGCUGCAGAAACUAUAGGCGAAAUCGGUUCAUCGAUCAGGAGAGUCAUGGGGGGUACCAGUGGGAUAAUAUAUGUCAUAAUGUGCAAGGCAGCAUCUGCACGCUUGAAAGCAUACAGCCUGGCAGAUAUUACAGCAAAACGAUGGGCCGAAGCACUUGAAGCUGCCAUCACUGCAGUCAGUAAAUACGGCGGUGCUAGUGCUGGUUAUCGCACGCUAUUAGAUGCCCUUAUCCCGGCAGCUGAAGUUCUCAAAGAGAGGUUAGAUGCUGGGGAUGACCCGGUCACAGCUUUUGUGCUCUCAUCAGAAGCAGCGGUGGCUGGAGCCGAGUCAACCAAGCACAUGCAGGCUCAGGCUGGUCGUUCAAGCUAUGUCUCCGAAGAUCUCCUUGCAUCUGCCCCAGACCCCGGAGCUAUGGCCGCAGCUUACUGGUAUAGAGCAGCGGCCUUAGCCGUGAAGGACAACUAUAAAGUCGUGUGAGGCCAUGUCGGACAAAGCCGCUAUACAUUCAUCCUUCCUUUUGCUGCAAGUUAGCCGAGUAAAACUUUUUGUCCCGUGACUUUUGACCAUUUUGCUUUCCGCUUAUGCAUUCCAUGCGUAAAGCCGAGAGAGUGAGUUUUUCCCCCAUUCUUCAAACUCUCCACCUGAUUGACUGUAAAGUUGAGAUGCGGAGAAGAGAUAAACAUACUUCACAAUCCGAGUCUAUUGCCAGAAGUUUCGCGGGGUUGAAUUUUUCCCCCCUUGUUUCUGUU